AUGUCCGGCCACGGCCAGCAGCGGAUGGGCCCAGGUGUGUCACUGAGCGGGUGUGCGGGGCUGGAGGACACCGUGGAGAGCUUGCUCGGGACCCAGGGCAGGCGCGGCCAGGUCACUCCCAGGAUGUGGGCCGGCUCCUCCCAGGCCUGUCCCUCUGCCCCCCCACCCGCCCCACCCCGCUGCCAGUUCGCUGCCGCCCGGAACCACGAGCUCUCCCUAAAGGAGGCGGCUGGUGAUGGGGUCAGUGAUGGACUCUGGCCAGCAGCCUCCAUCCCGCCGGCACUCUGCUCUCCUCACCCGUCUUCCCAGGACCACAGGGGCCUCCUGCAUCCAGGCUGCCCCCGCGCCGCCCCCCACCCACACCCUCCGCCGCCUCCCCCACUCACCCCCACCCACCCCGGCGCUCGGCCCCGCCCCCGGCACUGGGCCCCGCCCACCGGAGCUCGGCCCCCGCCCACCGGAGCUCGGCCCCGGGAGCCCCGCCUCCAGCAGCGCCGGGCCCGCUGGGACCGCGGCCCCCAAGACGCGUGCGCAGACCCAGCGCGUUGGAACCGGGAGGACCAGGGCGGACCCUGGCCUGCGGGCGCCCCGCACGCGGCUUUGCACCUGCUUGAGCUGGAAAAGAUAGGGACCUCUCCCCAUCAGCUGAGUUGUGAAGGUGUUAUCAGGAAUGUGUCCAGCUCCUUGGAAAGCUUCAGGAGCAGCUUGGAAAAUGCCAGCGAGCAGGACUGUGAAUGCCAGCCCGGACCGGCCUCCAUGCUGCACACGCACACGUAUGUGUUGGCCCAAAGCCUCGAGAAGACUUUGUUGUCUGGGAAUCCCAUUAUGCAUUUUCUUAGCAAUUUCACAGUAACUGGGGGGUAAGUACGUAAUGUAAAAGUAAAAGAGUUGAUGCAGAACUUCACCAAGUUAAAAGAGCUUCGAUCUUCUCUCCACAUCUCAGAUGAAACUAUCAGCAGCAUUUUAGAAGCAAACGUUUCCCACUCAGAGGUUCUCUCCAGUGCCCCAACGGUGGCUUUGUCUUGAAGGUGCGAUGGGGAUGUGUUUUGUCUGCUGCUCAAGUUCCCUGAGGAUGGAACGUCCGGGUCUGCAGCGAGGGAGCUGUGCCGCCUGCCCGGGGCCCAAGUGUUUUCCCUGAUUGUGCUGAUGGGUCAGAACCCGGACCUGCGGAAUUUCGUAUACAAAACUCUGCUCCCUGUGGAAGCCAGCGGCCCGCUCAGCUCCCUGCUGGACGUCGUGUCCAGCCUCGGCCACCUGCUCCCCAGAGCCGGCCGCGUCCUUGAACACCUUCCCGAGUUCCUCCACGAACUUAAGAUUGCUACCUUGCUGGACACGCCCGACUUCCCACAGGCUUCACAAAGUAACCAGGUGAGAAGCUCAGCUUUUGGUUCUUUCCAGUCUGUGAUGAUGAAGGUGGUUUGCAAAGAGCAAGCAUCUUUCUUUAGGAACUCUGACAUCUUUCUUAACUUGCCUAGAGUUAAUGAACUCUUAGGAGACGACAAGGAAGAAUUGAACAUUCCUGAAGAUUCAACACCCUUUUGCUUGAAGCUUUAUCAGGAAAUACUACAGUCUCCAAAUGGUGUUUUGGUGUGGUCCUUCCUAAAACCUGUAUUACGUGGAAAAAUACUGUACACACCAAACACUCCAGAGAUUAAUAAGUUAACACGGAGGCCGGAGGGAGACCCACGGUUUCUGGGAGCCAGGAGCGUAGACCGGACCUUCUCCUCCGCGAGCGCUGUUUCUGGAACGGCGUUGCCCCCAGGGCGGUGGGGAGUGAAGAUCACCUCAGGAAGCAGGGGCAGCCGGCGGAGACCAGCGUUCUCAGCGCCGGGGGUGGGGGGCGGGGGGCAGGCAGCUUUGCCCGCCGAGCGCCUGCAGCAGCGUCCGGAGACGCUCUCCUCCCCGCCCUCGUCCCCGCCCUCGUCCCCGCCCACAGCUGGGGCUCGCUGCCGGCAUCCGGGGGGGAGGCCCCUGUCCCCGCCCUCGUCCCCGCCCACAGCCGGGGCUCGCUGCCGGCAUCCGGGGGGGAGGCCCCUGUCCCCGCCCUCGUCCCCGCCCACAGCCGGGGCUCGCUGCCGGCAUCCGGGGGGGAGGCCCCUGUCCCCGCCCUCGUCCCCGCCCACAGCCGGGGCUCGCUGCCGGCAUCCGGGGGAGAGGCCCCUGUCCCCGCCCUCGUCCCCGCCCACAGCCGGGGCUCGCUGCCGGCAUCCGGGGAGGCCGCCGGCUCCCCCACCGGCACGGGGCGGGCGCUCAGCGGGGAAGGUCGGCGUGCUGAGGCUGCGGGACCCCGGAAUACAAGGGCUUGUCGGGCUGGAUGGGGCCUCGCGGAGCAGGCGGACAGAGCAGGGGCGGCCGGGCCGGGGGGGCUGGGCUGGCGCGCCCCGGCUUCGCUCUCCCGGGGGCCGUGCUGCGCCGGGGCUGGGGGCCGGCGGGCGGCCUAGGGCAGAGGGGCCUCGGCCUCACUCGGGUGUGUGUCUGGAGGAGCGGCGGCCGCUGGUCCCGAGCCCACCGGGUGGCCCGAGCGCAGGGCUCAGGCGGGAGGGGGAGACGGGGGGCGGGAGCCAGGCCUCCCCUGAGGACCGGCUGCGAGCCGGCUGCGGCCGGGCGAGGGGUCUCAGCCUGGGCGAAGCCGGGCAGGCGGCUGCAGGGGAGGCCAGGCCUCCCGGGGGCCGCUCCCGCGGCUGGUGGCAGCGCUUCCUCUGCGUUUGGAACAUGGUUCCUGGGGCGCAGAGUAGAAAGGGAGGAGAGCUUUUCACGAAGCCCUUUGAACACUCGGAACUGGUUAGAAGGAGCAAGAGAUGCACGUCUGACAGCGUCCCGGGAAGUCUUUCCAUCUUGCUGUCUCGUGUGGCGGUGGAUUGGUGUGUCAGCGGGGAGGAGGCAGAGCGUCGUCCUGAAGGUGCUGCCAGGCCGCUCCACCGAGAUGCCCGGUCCAGCCGGCCCUCUGUUCUGGGGAAGUCCCUGCCUUGGGAACCAUACGCGCUGUGCCCAGAGAAAAGUUGCCAUGUCCUCGUUUCCGUGUCCUCAGGAGGGAAGCUGGGCCAGAUGCUGGACCGCAUGGGCGCUGGACGCCUCCGCUCCCUGGGCCGCAUCCUGGCCAACCUGACCUCCUGUGUCCUGCUGACCCUCUUCCAGGGCCUGACCUCCGCCACCUCCCUGGAGGCGACCUCACAGGCCCUCAUGCAGAAGAACAGCUUCUUGGCCAGCCCAGUGCUAUUCCCUGCGUCCAUGUUUACCAAGAACCUCAGCUCAGAAUCUCUCCAGCUGCCGCCCCAGGUUACAUACAGCAUCCGGACCAGCAUCUUGUAUAGCAUAAGAACGGAUCUGGUGAAAAACCCUUUCUGGAAGUUCCACCCUCAGAGCCUCCCAGGCGAUGGGUUCAAGUAUAACUACAUCUUUGUCCCAUUGCAAGACAUGAUCGAAAGAGCUAUCAUCUCAGUGCAGACGGGGCAGGAGGCCCUGGACCCGGCUGAGCAGGUGCAGACCAUCACGUACCCGUGUCACACCAGCCACCUGUUCUUGAACAAUGUCGGCUCCUUCUUCCCGCAGAUAACGAUGCUCACGUGGAUGGUGUCUGUGGCCAGCAUGGUCCGCAGGCUGGUUUACGAGCGGGAGAUCCAGCUGGAGGAGUAUGUGAGGACGAUGGGCGUGCCCCCUGCCGUCCACUUGCUGGCCCGGCUCCCGGAGCACGGGGCUAAGCUGACAGUGAGCAGCGCCGCCCUGGCCCUCAUCCUCGGGGUCAGCGGCAUCUUCCCCUUCAGCAGCACCUGGAGCAUCCUCUUCCUCCUGGACGUCGGGGUGUCGGUGGUCACGCUGAGCUGCCUCCUGAGUGCAUCCUUCGGCCGGGCGAGCUCGGCCGCCCUGUGCAGCAGCCUGCCCUACGCGGCCAGCUUCCUGCCCUGCAUCGUGCCGGCCUGCAGGCCUCCCUCGUCAUACCUCCUCUCCACAACUGCCUUUGGACGAGGAGUAUUUUUGGUUACAUACCUGGAAGGGCAAGAGGCAGGGAUUCAGUAGGAUAAUGUGUACCGGUCUCUGGAACUAGUGGGCAUGACAUUUGGCUGGGUUUGCUGGAUGAUUCUCUUUGAUUCAGGCCUUUACUUCUUAUGUGGAUGGCACUAGAACAACUUGAUUCCUGGAACUUCCGGUUUAAGGAAACCAUGGUAUUUUCCCAUCACCGCUUCCUAUUGGCAGGAUGUGUGUGGGUUGGUGGUGAAAAGGCAGAUCGUGGCGGGUUCUCACCUGUUCUUCUUCAGUGCGGAUGUGGACAGUCAAGGCUCAUGCAUGCAAAAUGGGGAAGGAGAGCUGGAAGGAGGCCCCCCAGGGGUUGUCCUGCUUUCUGUGACCAAGGAGCAUGUUCACCACCAGGCAGGGGUCCAGGACCUGACCCUGACCUUCCACAGGGACCAGAUCACUGCCCUGGGCACCAACAGUGCUGGGAAGACCACUGUCAUUUUGCAUUUUCUAGCGUUUCCUAUAAGUGGAGUUGUGCUGGGUCCCCCGUUGGCACGAUGCUCGGAGACCCACGUGUGGUACUGUCGCAUCAGCUGUCUGGUCCUGAGGAUUCCACGCGGUGGAAACACCACAAUCUUUGCUGAGGGGGCUCUACCCCCGCCAUCCGGAGCCAUCGCGGUCAAUGGCAGGAACCUGCAGACGGAGGCAUCCUCGGUCAGGGCGCAGCUGGGCGCGUGUCCGCAGCGCGACGUGCUGUUUGACCCCCUCACGGCGCUCGAGCACCUGCCGCUCUUCUCGUCCCUGAAGGCGCCACGGGGGGCCCGCCGGGAGCUGCGUGGGCGUGUCUGUAGAACUCUCCAGGACGCGGGGCUGGUGCAGCACCUGCCCCAACACGCCCGCGCCCACUCGGGGGGCACGUGGAGUAAGCUGUCCCUCAGCAUCGCUCUCCGACGCCUUGUGGUCCCGGACGAGCCCACCGGCGGGGUGGACCCGUGUUCCCGGCGUGGCGUCUGGGACGCGCUCCUCGAACACCGAGAAGGUGGGACCGUCAUCUUCACCACCCACCAGGUGGACGAGGCCGAGGUGCCGAGUGACCGCGUGGCCGUGCUGCAGCAGGGGCGGCUCCAGUGCUGCGGCACCCUCUCCAGCCUGACCCAGGCCCACGGCCGGGGCCUCCGCCUGACGCUCAGCGAGGAGCCUUCUGUUCUGGAGGCCGGUGACCCGAAGGACACAGCCUGUGCCACGUCUCUGAUGCAGACCUACAUCCCACAGGCAUCCCUCCGAGGCAGCAGCUGGGGCGAGCUGAGCUACACAAUCCCUGAGGAUGCAGACAGAACCUGCUUCAAAGGGCUUUUCCAGGCCCUGGACCGGAACCUUCACCACCUGCCCCUGACGGGCCAUGGGAUCUCAGACGCCAGCUUAGAAGAGGUGUUUCUGAGUCUUUUGCAAGAUUCCUCGAAGCAAUGUGACGCUGCCCCAGGGACAGAGUCGGGGUCCCCAGAGCCUGUCCCUGGUGUCUGGGCUCAAACUCUCCUGGUUGCUGGGAAGCCGACCCUCCUCGCGGCUCUGUGCCCCCCGCAUCAGAGGAGCCCCGUUCCUGCACCACGGAGACCACUGACCUCUGCCCGCACAAACCUCCUGUACCCGUCCUCUGCGCCCCUCUCCUUGUCACCUGCCCAGGCCCAGACCCAGAGGACCCGGGGCCGGGGCUUGCCUCGCAGUGUCUGCGUUGUGGCCCAGCUGGAUCCCGUCCAUUCUCGAGCCGAUGGGGCCCCGUCUGGCCCCCGGGACCUGCGCCACAGCUCCUCUGCUGCCCCCGAGACCCCGCCCCUCCCCGUGUCUCGGAGAGAAUCCCUAGUUGUUCUUCCACGGUACUUUGGUGAACUCAUGACCCUGCACUGGAGGCAGGUGGUGACCAUCCGCCUUACUUGGGCCACCCCAGGCUUCUGCAGAGAACUGACGGCGGGUGCUUUGCAGAAAACCGUCUACCAGAAUGAAAAUGGAAUUGAAAUAGACUUGGGCUGGUUAAUGCUGGUGGCAGGUGCCAGAAAGCAGCAGCUUCCGCUGGGGCCUUGGGAAGCGGGGAAAGUGUGUGGAGACGGAGUUCUCGCCAUCGUGCAGAUCAGACCUGCCAGAGAAGGUGCCAAAGGAAAACUUGGAGAAAGCUUUGUGGGCCUAUCGGUCUUCAGGAAGCUGAAGAAAGACAUGCCCUCGAGGGCACCCUCCUCCACACUCACCUCCUGGCCGGAGCGGAGGGGCGUUGAGCUGGGCAUCCUGAACCGGAUCAGUGAAGGGACCUGCACGACGGGGGGUGUGUUGGGGAUGCCACGUGGGUCCCGGGCACUAACCCUCCAUAUCUUCCUGUCCCCUCCGACGGCACGCCUGCUGGUACCCCCGGUGCGGGGCGGCCCCCUGCUCUGGGCACCAACGGCUGCCCUCCUGCUGAAGCGGCUCUGCCACUCGGGUCGGGCCUGGAAGGCCACCGCCGCCGACCUGCUGCUGCCCGUGCUCUUCGUGGCCUUGGCGAUGGACUUGCUCAUGGUGAGGCCUUUGGCCAUUGACUGCCUUCCCCUCAAACUGACACCUGGCCAUUACGACAUGGCCGAAACCUACUUUUUCAGCAGCAGUGAGAACUGUGACAUGGAGCUCACCCGCGUGCUUUUGCGGAAGUUUGGGGAUCAGGACCCUCUGGGGAAUUCUUCCUGCUGGUGCAUGGACCCCUUCUCUCACCCAGAAGUCCAGGAGUCCUGUGGCUGCCUGAAGUGCCCCAGUGGAAGCACCAGGGCUCCGUACCUGACCAACCGCCUGGGCCACAGGCUGCUCAACCUCUCCGGCCUCCCCUUGGAGGAGUAUUUGCUGGAGCCAGAGGAAAAACCAAGGCUCGGAGGAUGGUCUUUUGGAGUGAGAACCCCUGAUUAAGUUCAAGACGCACAUUCAAAUAUAUCAAAACCCAGAACUAUGGCAAAGGGCCAUUAAGUUCUCUUUCUUUUUUGGGUGUGGUACAAUCAGAAGGGCUUUCUUUCCCUGCCAUCCUACCUAAAUCAUCUCAACAACCUUAUUUUGUGGAGGCUCUUACCCCCUGUGGCAGACUAGAGGCAGUACGGAAGCACGCUCUACAGCCACCCAUACGGAGGAGCCUUGCUGAAUGAGGACAAGUUGCUGGAAAGCAUCCACCAGUGCGGCAUCACCCUAUGCAUCGUGCUUGGAUUCUCCAUCCUGUCCGCGUCCAUCGGCAGCUGUGUGCGGGACAGGGUGACUGGGGCCACGAGGCUGCAGCACAUGAGCGGCCUGGGCUACAGGACCUACUGGCUCACGAUCUUCCUGUGUGACGUGCUCUUUUACUUGGGUUCUGUCUGCCUGUGUGUCGCUGUGAUCCUCGCCUUCCAGUUAACGGCUUUCGCUUUCCGGGAUAACCUGGCGGCCACGGCCCUCCUGCUGGCACUUUCUGGACACUCGAAUCUUCCGUGGGUGUAUCUCAUCUCCAAAAUCUUCUUCAGUUCGGACGUGGCUUUAAUCUCCUACACCUCCCUGAACUUCCUCCUCGGUCUCUGCACCAUGCCGAUGUCCAUCAUGCCCUGGCUGUUGGCCUUUGUCUCCAAGUCUCAGAAUUUGCAGAACAUCUGUGACAUCCUCAAGUGGGUCUUCACUAUUUUCCCUCAAUUCUGCCUGGGUCAAGGGCUGAUAGAACUCUGUUACAAUCAGAUCAGAUACAACCUGACCCACAACUUCGACAUCGAUUUGUACGUGAGCCCCUUCAAGAUGAGCUUCCUGGGCUUGAUCUUUGUGCAGUUGGCAGUACAAGGGACGGUCCUUCUCCUCCUGAGGGUCCUGCUGCACGGGGACCUCUGGCAGUGGCCCAGGGGCCACUCUGCCAUUUGAGGCACAGUCACAUCUUCCAUGGACGUAGAUGUUGAAAAAGAGCAAGUGAGGGUGUUGGAAGGCAGAACUAGUGGAGACUAGUACAACCCUAGUAAGAGUUACAGAGGCUUCUUCAAGAGGACCACUGCCGUGCAAGAUAUUAGCUUGGGCCUACUCAGGGGAGAGUGCUUUGGGCUUCUACGGGUGAACGGACCUGGGAAAACCACCACAUUCAAAAUGCUGACCGGGGACCUGCCUCUGAGCUCAGGACACACCAUCCUCAGGACUCCCAUGGGAGAGGAUGUGGAUCUGGCUCUUGCUGGCACAGCCAGCAUCCGCGUUGGCUACUGUCUGCAGCAGGAUGCCCUGGACGAGCUCCUGACUGGCUGGGAACACCUGCGUUAUUACUGCAGCCUGCGUGGGAUUCUGCAGUGCAUCCCCAAAGUGGCCGGGGACCUCGUGAGGCGCCUCCACCUGGAGGCCCACGUGGACAAACCUGUGUCCACCUACAGCAGGGGGACCCAGAGGAAGCUGCCCACAGCCCUGGCCCUGCUGGGGAAACCCAACCAUCUCUUACUGGACGAACCCAGCUCGGAGAUGGAUCCCUGCUCCAAGUGGCACCUGUGGGAGGCGGUGACGAAGGAGGCUCAGGAGGGCUGUGCCGUGGUCCUGAGCUCCCACAGCAUGGAGGAGUGUGGGGCCGUGUGCACGAGACUUGCCAUCAUGGUCCAUGGCAGCUUCCGGUGCCUGGGGUCCCCACAGAACAUCAAAAACAGGUUUGGUGAUGAUUACACAGUCAAGGUUUGGCUCUGCAAUGAAGCAAAUCAACACAGUGCUGUUUCCGACUGCUUGAAGCUCUCUUUUCCAGGAAUCCAGUUUAAGGGGUAGCGCCUUAAUUUAUUGGAAUACCAUGUGCCAAAAAGAUGGGCGUGCUGCCUGUUCAGAGUUCUGGAGGACAACAAAAACUUCCUGAGUAUCAAAUAUUACUCCAUCAAGCAAACCCCUCUGGAACAGAUACUUGUUAAUUUUGUGACUGAGCAGCAACAAACUGCACCACCUUCUGGUCCGUCCGCCGGUCGUGAGCAUCCACAGAACCUGCCUGUCUAA
Messenger RNA from Balaenoptera acutorostrata (minke whale), 8916 nucleotides. RefSeq names its product ATP binding cassette subfamily A member 13 (gene ABCA13). Gene Ontology annotation, molecular function: lipid carrier activity; ABC-type transporter activity; ATP binding. Gene Ontology annotation, cellular component: membrane; intracellular membrane-bounded organelle. The record is from RefSeq and is a predicted model, not a curated record. NCBI's taxonomy places the organism in Eukaryota, Metazoa, Chordata, Mammalia, Artiodactyla, Balaenopteridae. Gene Ontology annotation, biological process: lipid transport; transmembrane transport.